Theobroma cacao (cacao) is the source of this 3393-nucleotide messenger RNA. The record is from RefSeq and is a predicted model, not a curated record. NCBI's taxonomy places the organism in Eukaryota, Viridiplantae, Streptophyta, Magnoliopsida, Malvales, Malvaceae.
UACACGAGAUUCAUAAAGUAACAAUGACAACAUAAAGCUUUUCAUCUUUGGCAAUGGAUGGACCCCUCUGUUUAUGUCUUGCUCAACAAACACUUUGGCAUCCUUAUAGCAUUGCAAGACUCGGGUUUGACUCGGCAGCCUAUAAGUAUACUGCAUGUUUCUCUUCUCAUAACCAUAAUCACAAACAUGGGUUGCUUACUAAUCUUCUAUCAGCUUCUCUGUCUUCUGUUGUUUUGCUUGAGUUCUCAGCCUACUCUUUCAUCCUCUUCAUUUGCCCCUUCAGCGACACCCCUAUGCUCUCACAACGAGGCUUUUGCUUUGAUGAAAUUUAAACGGUCCUUUUCCAUCGACGAAACUGCUUCUUUGGGAUGCGAAUAUUCUAGCACCCCAUCUUAUCCUAAGACUGAUUCGUGGAAGGAAGGGACUGAUUGCUGCUCAUGGGAUGGAGUCACUUGCGACAAUAUAACAGGCCAUGUGAUUGGCCUUGACCUUAGUUGCAGUUGGUUAUAUGGUGCCAUUCCUUCCAAUAGCAGUCUUUUCCAUCUUCCACAUCUGCAGAACCUUAACCUCGCACAGAACCAUUUUAACUUUUCCAAGAUGUCAUCUGAGUUUGCUCGGUUUAAAAGUCUAAAGCUACUCAACCUCACGGACUCAGUCUUUGCAGGACAAAUUCCACUCCAAAUCUCCCACUUGUCAAAGUUGGUUUCACUUGAUCUCUCUCGGAAUUAUCUUCAAACAAUUGACAAACGUACUUUGGGAGGACUUGUUCAGAACCUAACAGAGGUGAGACAACUGUUUCUUCAUGGAAUCAACAUGUCUUCUAUUAAUCCUAUUGUCUUGAUGAAUAUAUCCUCUUCUUUAAGCUCUCUUAGUCUUGAAGGUUGUGGUUUGCAAGGAAAAUUCCCAGAAAACAUUUUUCACCUGCCAAACCUCAAGUUGCUCAAUUUACGAUACAAUCAUGAUCUCAAUAUCUAUCUUCCAAACUUCAACCAGAGCAACCAUUUUGAGCUAUUAGAUCUAAGUCUUACAAAUCUCUCUGGAGCAUUGCCUAAUUCCAUUGGCAAUUUAGUUUCAUUGAAACAUUUGGAUCUAAGUUACACAUCCCUCUCUGGAGCAUUGCCUAAUUCCAUUGGUAAUUUAGUUUCAUUGAAAGAUUUGGAUCUACAUCAGACGUCCCUCUCUGGAGCAUUGCCUAAUUCCAUUGGCAAUUUAGUUUCAUUGGAAAAUUUGGAUCUAAGUUUUACGAAUCUCUCUGGAGCAUUGCGUAAUCCCAUCCGCAAUCUACGAUCUUUGAAGUAUUUGUCUUUAUCAGGGGCUCCUCUAUGUCCUUGUUCACUUAACUUAAUUCGUAACCUAGUUUCUUUGGAGGAAUUGCAUCUCGAAGCAUGUAACAUUUCAGGAAUAAUGCUGAGAUCAUUGGGGAAUUAUUUUAGUGGACAGAUUCCAUCCUCACUCACAAACCUAUCUCAACUUAAAUGGUUGGACAUCUCUGACAAUCAACUAGAAGGUUCCAUUCCAAAUGAGGUAACUGCUUUUCCUAAUCUAAUCCAUCUAGACUUAUCUUUUAAUUUUCUCAACGGUACACUUCCAUCUUCAAUAUCUCAACUUGUGAACCUUACUAGGCUUGAUGUAUCAUCAAAUAAUCUUAGUGGAAUUGUAGAAUCUGACCUGUUUUCAAAACUCCAAAAUCUCCAAUCCCUUGAUCUUUCAUAUAACAAUCUAUACUUCAACUCUAACCAUACCAGUACUGAUUAUACAUUGCCUAAUCUUUAUUCUUUGUAUCUGUCAUCUUGCAAUGUCAAUAAAUUCCCCCAAUUUUUAAGAGGCUCAAAAGUUUUGGAAACGUUAGACCUUUCCAAUAAUAGAAUCUACGGCAAGAUUCCCAAAUGGAUGUGGGAUGUUGGGAAAGACUCUUUGUUUUACUUAAAUCUAUCUCACAACUUUAUGACAGAAUUAGAGCAACUUCCAUGGAAGAAUAUUGAAAUUCUUGAUCUCAGUUCGAAUUUGAUUCAAGGAGAUCUUCUAAUUCCACCUUUGACAACAUCUAUUUUUUUUAUCUCAAAUAACAAUUUGAAUGGAGAGAUGUCUGAUCUCAUAUGCAAUGUGAGCUAUCUUGAAAUUUUAGACAUAUCUCACAACCAUUUGAGUGGGAUUAUUCCGCAAUGUUUUGGAAAAUUAAGCAAAAGCCUUCGUAUGUUGAAUCUAGGGACAAACAAACUUCAUGGAACCAUUCCUUCAACAAUUGCAAAGGGAUGUCAAUUGGAGAAUCUUAAUUUGAAUGCUAAUCAAUUGGAAGGGCCUUUAACACGACCCAUCCUUAAUUGUAGAAGUCUACAAGUACUAGAUUUGGGCAACAAUAAGAUCAAUGCUACAUUCCCUCAUUGGCUGGGAAAUCUUCAAGAGCUAAAAGUUCUUGUAAUGAAAUCAAAUCAAAUGCACGGUUCCAUAAAUGGCAAAAUGCGUACGCAUUAUUUUCGUAAGUUGCAAAUUUUGGAUCUCUCCAACAACAGUUUUACAGGACAGUUGCCAACUGGGUACAUAGAAAAUUUCAAGGCUAUGAUGAAUGUCAAAGAAAAUAGAAAUGUCAUGCCGUAUAUCGGGCGUUCUGAUGUUACAAUGGGUAACUUUUACAGCUAUUCUGUUCAUUUGAUCGAAAAAGGGCAAGAGGUUGAAUUAAUGAAAAUAUUUGCCACAUUAACGAUCAUUGAUUUAUCAAAUAACAAGUUUGAAGGAGAGAUUCCAAGAGUUAUUGGAAACCUUAGUUCAGUCAUUGGGCUUAACCUUUCUCAUAAUUACCUUGUUGGUCAUAUUCCACCAUCAUUUGGAAAUUUGAUCAAUCUUGAAUGGUUAGAUCUAUCCUCAAACAAGCUGGAUGGAAAGAUUCCUGAGCAAUUGCUGAAUCUGACAAUGCUUUCUUCCCUAAACCUUUCCAAGAAUGAACUUGUUGGGCACAUACCUGAAGGCAAACAAUUCAACACAUUUGAGAACAGUUCCUAUGAAGGGAAUACUGGAUUAUGCGGUUUUCCACUCUCUAGAGAUUGCAGCAGUAAUGAAGCACAACAGCCACCACCUUCAAAUUUACAAGAAGAAGAUGGCUCAAAAUCUGAAAUUAGAUUUGGGUGGAAAGUUGUGCUAAUCGGAUACAUGUCCGGAUUUAUGUUUGGAGUGGCUAUGGGAUAUGCUGUUUUUUGGACCGGUCAACCCAAAUGGAUUGUGAGCUUGGUUGAAGCCAGACAUCAUCGAAGGCCAAAAAAGUCAAACAAGAAUGCUCGCACUAGUCGGACAAGGAGUUGGUAAUCAUCAAUGACACUGCAGGUUUUGUUGAAAUUGAUGAAGAAGAAGAUGAAGAAAUCACAAAAGCUGCUGGAAUUAUUGAUGACCCCACAAUAUGCG